GGGCCCUGCUCGCAGAGCGCCUGGAGGCGCGGCCAGCGUGCAGGCGGCUGCCCUCGGCGCGGGCUGGCCGCCAGAGGCGCCCGCCAGGCCUGGGCGCCGCGGCGCCGCCGAGGCGCGGGGCGCGGCGGCGGCGCGAUCGGCCGCCGCGGGUCCACGCGGCGGUGCCGCACUGGCGCAGGCGAUGCGCCGGCUGGAGGGCAUGCUGGCGGAGAUGGCGCGGCCCGAUCGCCGCGCUGCGCUGGAGCAGCUGCCCGCCCCAGUGAAGGCAGCGCUCGUCGGGCACAUGACAGUCCAGCGCGCGACCGCAAAGCCGCCGGUCGUCGCCGCAGCCGGGCGCGUGGGCGAUGUGGUGGCUGUCCGCGGCGCUGCUUGCCUGGCACUGCGCGGCGAACACGGCUCCUGCGCGGAACCCGCAGUCCUUAGGGGCGGCGUGCGCGAGCAGGCGGCCAAGCGCCCGCGUUCUGAAGGCGCUGCGCCUCGGCCAGCAUCCAGGAAGCUGCCCUCCCGCCCUGAGGAGGCGCCUUCCUGCCGCCACAGCGGCGCGCCACUGCAGGGAUCGGGGGGCCCCCAUGUAAUGCGAAGCGCUCCGGGCGUCCGUGGCGGCCGUGCCGCGCGGCGCGCCGAACACCACCGCUUCCGGGACGGUGUGCGCUCCGUGCGCAGCGGCGUGUUCCAGGCCACCAUCUGCUUCGAGCACCUGCUCCUGAGGUCCUGCACCACCAAGAGCCGUGCAGUGGCGCAGCAGCUGUACGCCGUCCUCGCGCGCGUGCAGGAGUUCGCCUGCGCCAGCGGCAGCAGCGCCGAGAGGGCCGCGAGCGCCGCCAGCGGCGCCAAGGCCGGCGCGCUGCCGCGCGAUCAGAUCUCCCAGCGGCUGCGGCACGCCUUGUCAGGCGCGCUGGGCGAGGCGGGCGUGCAGGCCGAGGUGCUGAGGCCGUCCUUCGCCACCUACGUGAGCUCGGGGACGUGGGCGGGCAAGAUCGAGUCGCCGACCACCCCCUGCGUGGAGCAGGCGCUCCUCUGGCGCGAGCGGCUGCUCGUUGCCCGCGGCCGCGGGUGGCCGGACCUGCGGGAGGCUUGGAUCCAGGUG
Molecule: messenger RNA, 1087 nt
Organism: Prorocentrum cordatum
Lineage: Eukaryota; Dinophyceae; Prorocentrales; Prorocentraceae
Source: the annotation of a GenBank genome assembly